Hirundo rustica (Barn swallow) is the source of this 838-nucleotide messenger RNA. It is a transcript of the gene CNPY2, whose product is annotated as canopy FGF signaling regulator 2. Gene Ontology annotation, cellular component: endoplasmic reticulum. Bases 104 to 691 code for a protein of 195 amino acids. The transcript is spliced from 6 exons. NCBI's taxonomy places the organism in Eukaryota, Metazoa, Chordata, Aves, Passeriformes, Hirundinidae. The record is from RefSeq and is a predicted model, not a curated record.
CGCCGGGCCCGGCGGUGCCGCGGGCAGUCCCGGGGCAGCCGGUCUGUGUGGGGGGCUGCGGGAGCGGGACGGGAGAGCGGCCGGUGACAGCGGAGCCCUGAGGAUGCGGGGCCGGAUCCCGGGGGUCUGCGGAGUCCUGAGGAUGAGGGGCUGGAUCCCGGCCCUGCUCGGCCUGGCCCUGGCAUCGCUGCUGCCCGCGGCCGGAGCCCGCCGGAGCCAGGACCUGCACUGCGGAGCCUGCAGGGCUCUGGUGGACGAGCUGGAGUGGGAGAUCUCGCAGGUGGAUCCCAGAAAAACCAUCCAGAUGGGCUCGUUCCGCAUCAACCCCGACGGCAGCCAGUCGGUGGUGGAGGUGCCGUACGCGCGGUCGGAGGCGCACCUGACGGAGCUGCUGGAGCGGGUGUGCGAGAAGAUGAAGGAGUACGGCGAGAAGCUGGACCCGGCCACGCACCGCAAGAGCUACGUCCGGGUCAUCUCCCACGACGGCACCAAGAUGGACCUUUCGGGCGUCAAAUUCGACGGGGAUGUGACCUCCAGCCUGAAAUUCGCGUGCGAGAGCAUCGCCGAGGAAUACGAGGACGAGCUCAUCGAGUUCCUCUCGCACGAGGCUGAGAACGUCAAGGACCGGCUCUGCAGCAAGAGGACGGACCUGUGUGACCACGCGCUCCACAUCCCACACGACGAGCUGUGACUGCCGCGGGAGCAGGGACAGACGGAAUCUUCCAGCACCUCCACGGCUCCGCCGCCGCUGCCCGGCCCCGUGCAGAGCUCCGGUCCCAUUUGUUCCCCGUCCGGGGACACCGGGACGGCCGCGGGGCCGGGGCCGCGUCCUCGCUCC